Messenger RNA from Lampris incognitus (smalleye Pacific opah), 7221 nucleotides. RefSeq names its product CCCTC-binding factor (zinc finger protein) (gene ctcf). Gene Ontology annotation, biological process: regulation of transcription by RNA polymerase II. Gene Ontology annotation, molecular function: RNA polymerase II transcription regulatory region sequence-specific DNA binding; DNA-binding transcription factor activity, RNA polymerase II-specific. Gene Ontology annotation, cellular component: nucleus. The record is from RefSeq and is a predicted model, not a curated record. NCBI's taxonomy places the organism in Eukaryota, Metazoa, Chordata, Actinopteri, Lampriformes, Lampridae.
AUGUAUUCUAACGGGGCGCCCCUCCUGGCCAAUCAGGGUGCUGCACCAGCUUCGACACCACCCCCCAGCGGCCGCACAGGCGCACUGAGCGCCCAACUGCCAUUUUGUGGCAGAGCCUACUCUGCAAAAGCGGGAGAGGGAUUAAAAGAAGCGGCGGAGAAGGCUGCAUUUCUCCUCUGUUCUGGCAACUUUGUAGUGACGAUUCUGCGCUUCCGGUCAAGAGAAGCAGGAGGAAGAACAGUUUUAAAAGAGAUCCUACCCAGCAUGGACGGGGGGCCAACAGAUGGUGUAGGGGUGGUGGAAGACCCAACAAAGGACUUUCCCUCUAUCCAGGCUGUACACAGCCAGGAUGCCAUGGUUGCUGAUCUACUCCAGCAGGCUGCAGAAGCUGGAGGGGUGGUCGAAGGACAAGCUGGAGUUGUCCUUGAACAGGCUUGUGCAGGAGACAGCAUGGUUGAUGUUGCCCAAGCCCAACAGCAGCUGAUGGAGAGUAGUGUGGGAGUAGAGGGUGGAGGAGGUGUUGAGAUGAUGGUUAUGAACUCGUUGGACCCUACCCUGCUGCAGAUGAAAACUGAGGUGAUGGAAGCUGCAGUUGGAGGAGCUUCAGGGACAGUUGGUGUGGUUGGAGGUGUUCCUGGUGCUCCUCACCAGGCAACUGUCACAACUGUGGACCAGACUCAGAUCAUUACACUACAGGUAGUGAACAUGGAGGAGCAAGCUGCUCUUGGUUUAGGAGAGCUCCAGUUGGUUCAAGUGCCUGUGUCUGCCACUACUGUGGAAGCGCUGCAGCAAGGGACAUUUGUAGACACUACCACUUUGCCUAAAGAUGGAGAUCCUGUCAUUUGUCACACCCUGCCACUUCCUGAGGGUUUUCAGGUGGUCAAAGUGGGAGCUAAUGGGGAGGUGGAGACAGUGGAGCAGGAAGAAGAGGGAGAAGAACCCCCCCCUGAGGAGGAGGAAGAAGAGGAAACGGUGGAUAAUCAAGUCUUGGAGGAGGAGGAGCCUACUCAGCCCCAGAAUGAUGACCCAUCCUGGGCUAAAGAUCCUGACUACCAACCCCCCUCUGGAGCUAUCAAGAAGAGCAAGAAGGGUAAAAAGAGUCGCCUACGGUAUGCUGAAGGGGAUAAGGACAUGGAUGUGAGUGUGUAUGACUUCGAGGAGGAGCAACAAGAAGGCCUCCUGUCUGAAGUAAAUGCCGAGAAGGUGGUUGGCAACAUGAAACCUCCCAAACCCACAAAAAUUAAGAAGAAAGGUGUAAAGAAGACUUUUCAGUGUGAGCUGUGUAGUUACACCUGCCCUCGUCGCUCUAAUUUGGAUCGACAUAUGAAGAGUCACACUGAUGAGAGGCCACACAAAUGCCACCUGUGUGGAAGAGCCUUCAGAACAGUAACCCUGCUCCGAAACCACCUCAAUACGCACACCGGAACUCGCCCCCACAAGUGUACUGACUGCGACAUGGCAUUUGUGACCAGCGGAGAGCUUGUCCGUCACCGUCGCUACAAACACACACAUGAGAAGCCCUUCAAAUGCUCUAUGUGUGACUAUGCUAGUGUGGAGGUGAGCAAGCUGAAGCGUCACAUCCGUUCCCACACCGGAGAGCGUCCGUUCCAGUGCAGUCUCUGUAGCUAUGCCAGCAGAGACACAUACAAGUUGAAGAGACACAUGCGGACACACUCUGGAGAGAAACCAUAUGAGUGCUAUAUCUGCCAUGCUCGUUUUACACAGAGUGGGACCAUGAAGAUGCACAUCCUGCAGAAACAUACUGAAAACGUAGCCAAGUUUCACUGUCCACACUGCGAUACUGUCAUAGCUCGCAAGAGUGACCUAGGUGUCCACCUACGUAAGCAGCACUCGUUUAUUGAGACUGGUAAGAAGUGUCGUUACUGUGAUGCUGUGUUCCACGAGCGAUACGCUCUCAUCCAGCACCAGAAGUCCCACAAGAAUGAGAAGCGCUUCAAGUGUGACAUGUGUGACUACUGCUGCCGACAGGAGCGGCACAUGGUGAUGCACCGUCGUACCCACACAGGAGAGAAGCCGUACGCCUGCAGCCAGUGUGAGAAGACAUUUAGACAGAAACAGCUGCUGGACAUGCAUUUCAAACGCUACCAUGACCCCAACUUUGUACCAACUGCCUUUGUCUGCCCCAAAUGUAGCAAGACUUUCACCCGCAGGAACACAAUGGCUCGCCAUGCUGAGAACUGCAGUGGUGAAGUGGAGGAUGCUGAGAAUGGAACGCCUACCCCAAAGAGAGGGAGGAGGGGGAGGAAGAGGAAGAUGCGAAACAGGAGAGAUGAGGAGGACAGUGAUGAUGAUCAUGCUGAACCAGAACUUGAUGAAGAUGAAGAAGAGAUGGAGGGAGAGGAAGGAUCAUCAUUGAUACAGGAAGAAGAGGAACCAGAGAAUAUUGAGUUGGAUCAAGCCCCUGCCACUGUUCCUCUGCCAGCCCCUGAGGAACCACCUGUUAAGAGAAAACGAGGCCGCCCACCCAAGAAUUCCCCAAAACCCGCUCCAACCCCCAGCAAAUCAGCCAGGGUAGCUGCUAAGGCUGCUGCUUCUGCUGCAGCCAUCAUCCAGGUGGAGGAUGAGAGCACAGGAGCCAUCGAGAACAUCAUUGUGAAGAAGGAGGAGUCCGAGGCCACUGCAGCGGGUUCCUUGGAGCAGGGGGUGGAGCUAACAGUAGAGGGGGUAGGGCUAGACAGAGAGGAAGUGGAGACUGUGGAGCUGCCGGUGAACGAAGAAGCAGCAGCUGCAGCAAAUGGAGAUUUGACACCAGAGAUGAUCCUUAGCAUGAUGGACCGGUGAACAAAAACAAAGACACAUUCUCCCGUGCAGUUAAACACACACACAAACACACAGAUUUACAUUGACUGAGAUGUGUAAAUUGACAGAUUCACACAUGCUCGGGAACAUACACAUGCACAUACUUUCUGUUGUCGUGGCUUCCAUUUAUGGACAUAUUACCAUGGCCUAUUUGCAUCACUUCUGGUUAACAUGAUACUGGUUGGUGGUAGCAAAAGCAACCAUGUACAACACGCGCGCACACACACACACAGGGAUGAUACAUACUGAGAGACAUGCAUAAAUACUUAUAUACCUUCUCCUACAUGUAGACACACUUGCAUAGUAAUGCAAUUUUCACUGAUGUACACACUAGCAGCCACCCAGAAAGGACCAGAUCACACACCUCCCAUGUCCCUAUUUUCAUGACCCUGCUUUGUCUUCUACCCUUAUACGGAGUUUCCUGAACCUUAUCAUAAACUCCCCCUACUAAUCCUCAUUUGAUAUAUUUUGCUGUUUCUUAGAUGAAUCAGUUUGUUUUCCGGUGUCAAGUUUCCACCAAAAGCCACAUCCCGUUUCACUCUCAACCCAUACUCCUACAUUAACAUUCGACAGAGAAAAAAAAAUCAAACAGAAAAACGUAAACGCUUUUCCUCCCUCUUGCUCUGGCACAAGGAUUCUUCUCUUUUUAAGAUAAAAAGUUAUAGGAUUUAGUUCUGCUGCUAUUCUUCUUUCAGUGCAUUUUUAAAAUCUAAACUUCAUCCUCAUUUCGAAUCUGUUCUAUCAAGAAUUGGUCUUUUUUUUGGGGGGGGGGGGGUUGUGAUAAUUAGUUUUACCUCUGAGAUGGCUCUCUUUCCAGUUGUUUGUAUAAUAAUCUAUUCCAAAAAGCAACAGACGACUUGGAAAAGAAUUGGUUGAAUUAGAUGGGUUAAAGAAGGUGAAAAUCUAAGACUAAUUUCAAAACAAGUUAUUUCAAAUAUAGCUGUUUUUCAUCUCAACAACUCCGUCGCCUAUUUGAUUCUUUGCCUUGUUCUUAUCAAGUACUUAUUAGAACACACCAUUUGUUCAAAUUUUGAUACAAACCCCAAUUUAAUGAAUCACAAGAAAUUCAUGGACAACUAUCAAAUAACUCAAUGAUGGGUUCGAGUAAAAAUACGUUUGCCUCAUCCUAAUGUUGUCUGUACAACUGCCAGAUUAUCUAAGCAGUGCAGAAAAUUAUUUCUGGUCUAAAAAUAUAAAAUAUAAAAAAAUUGAAAUUUAUUAACUUGAAUUUAUCAAUAGCGACAAACCGCCGACAUUUCUGUGAGAUGAGGGAAGUGCUUUUCAUUUGGGAUGUGUUUUCAGAACUUACGGACAAAUGAUAUUUGAUCCAAAUGAGCAGUCCUGCUUUUUCUGAUAUUGCUACAUGCUUACUAAGUGUGGUUGUCAAAUGGUAGCAAAGUUUUGAGUGUUACUGUAUGUUACUACAUACGGUUUUGCCCAAGGCUGCACUCAGUGGUCAGUUUGAGGAUUAGAAUCGCAAUCUCAACAAAUAUAUUCACCACUUUGGCUGAUAAGCGCUUCUCAUGCCCCGGUGUGGCUUUUACGACUGCAAAAUAAAAGUAACAUUUCUGGCAGAUGUUCUUCUUGUAAAUAGAAUACUUCUCUGUCUUUGCUUCAUUAAGAACUUCUUUUUAUAUAGAAUAAUGAUGUUGCUCUUAUUUUAGGCUGGAUGCAAACUUCACUAUUUCCUGAGCCAAUGAAAAAGCUACUUUGGUGAUUUUUUUAAAAUUAGUUUUGCCACCAGAAACCCCCCCCCCCCCCCAGUGUGGGGGUUACAUCUGCCUAUUAACAAAUGUGUUGGCAUACCUUGUCAGAGGCCAAGAUGUACCUGAUGUAGGUAAAAGAUAAGGUAAUGUUGAUAACAUUAGUGAAUCCCCUUAGGUAACAUUUGGUCUCACCCAACUUUCUGUGAUCAUGGUGCUCCAAUGAAGCUCAUAACAAGAGUAACCGCACAGGAAUCGAUCUGUAACGAAUGAGUUCUGACAUCUUGAUAGGCUUGACUUGCACCUGUGUAUGCCAUGCAAGAUUAGCUGGUUUUCUUGUUUGUAGAUGGGCACAGAGAAGAGAUGUUUAUAUUUUACUCUUGUCACGAAGCAUAAACUCUGUAAACUGACCUACCAUCACAUGCAUUGAGCGGUUUAAUUUCAUCAGUAAUGCUUUGCUUCAAGAGAUUAUUGCUACGUCUACUGUUGUACACUCGUUUUUUACAGACUGAACUGUACUAAUCUGAACCAAUUCAGUUUUUCUGUCAAUACUCUUGUGCAUGUUCAGUGAAUUUGUAUUCUCCGCUUUGAUAUGUCAUUAUUUUCAUCUAUGGCAAUGGUUAUCUCUAAUUCAGACUGGUUCAGUAGUGUAAAAGUGGUUUUGAUGCAUUUUAUUCUGGCUAUAUUAGACAUUGGCCCCAAAGACUUCAUGACAAACUAUAUCCCAUACAGUUCUGUGGAAUUUUUGUUGAGAAAUUGGGAUGCAGGCAAGAAAGAUAAGGUUUUUGUACAAUAGAUGUUCUGAUACCCAAUUUAAAGAGCAAGUCUUUUUGUUGAUAAUCAUCUAAAAGCUCUGACACUGAAUGAAAGUUUUAAUCCUUUCCUUGUCUUUAUGUAAUUAUUACAUCAAAAUAGCUUUUUUUUCCUUUUUUGAGAUUAAAUACAAUUCUAUAGAAUGAUAGAUAGGUUUUUGUAUACUUGGCUGGCUGUACCACUGUUGAGGAAUUUCACAGUAAUCAAGGUAUCUUGAUUUUUAUUUUUGUUUUUUUCUAAAUGUUCUUGCAUUGAUAGUUUGGUCAAAUCACUAGGAAAAUGUUGGUUGAACAUGUAUGACCAUAUCCUCCAGGACAUUAGCUUGGUUAUAUGGUCAGUAUUGUUAAGACCAAAUACCAUUUAGCAAGCAACAUCCAUUGAGCAAUAAACUUGAGCUUAGCAUGAAUGCUGCAGAAAACAGCCAUGUCCAAACUGCCAGUGGAGCAUGAUUACUCCAAAAGCACUCGGAUUAGAGUUUAAGGGCCCUACGAUUUAUGGCGCAAGUGCAUGUAGGGUGUGUCCAAAUCCACUUUUGCUAGUUAAACGGUGCAUCUGGAGGCAAAGCAAGGCGCAGAGGGGUUGCACUUAGCCUUUUAAUUAAUCAUGGGUGUGUUUUGGCCAUAACAUGAAUCAAACCAGAAUGUCAUCUUCCAUUUCCUUUAAAAGCCAGGUGCACUUGCACCUUGACACAUUGCUAUUUAAAUGGUGGGUUUGGCAAGUUGGGAGAAACAAAUGGUUUUCUGCUGAGGAAACAUCUGCUCCUGUGCAAGCGAAAGGGCGCGAGCAAGACCAUCUACGGGAGCAGCAGGAAUCCACCAAAGCUCGGAUUCCAUUUUGACAUCAUUUUUUUAAUAUUGUGACGUAUACAAUAUUUCAGGUUGUAAUAUUUUUAGUUGUAAACUUUUGCAUGUUUGUGCGCUGCUGUGCAUCCCUGUGUGUGUAACAAGCAGUGUACACGCGUUGUGCACGCGGCUAUGUAGGCGCGUCUUACAAUCUGAAUAAUGCGCCCUUAAAAUAGCAGGAAAACACUGCGCCAUUGACUUUAGACCAGGUUUUCGCUGGUCAGUGGUGCAAUCGCUUUCCGCUGCCUCAAGAUACCAAUACGCCUGACCACACCUAUUUUUUAAGACCAACACACCCGCCGGCGCUCAGAUGGUCGCAGGUACAUUUGCUAUUUAAACAAUAUGGGUGCUGGGCGGGAAAAAGACAACUGCGUUGGUCUGAAACUAGCAAUGCCACUUGCGCUGCGCUUUGUGCCGUGUUUCAAAUGGGGCCCUAACAGCUGAUUUCAGCUAAGAAAGAUGUAAAGGCCAACCUUCACUCAACCCCUUCCACUUCCUCUAGGAUAAAGCGAUUUGGUUUUACUCUUUUGUUUUUACUGAAUUUGUGAAAGGUAGAUUUACCAGUCACCGAAAGAUCGAUUUUUAACUGCAGAUUAUCAAUUUGUAAUUAAAAUGGCAUGUUGGGAGACAAAUAUGGAACUAUCCAGAGGGCUUUGGAUGGCCAAGACCUUUUGGACCGUUCAUAUAGGAUGACUGGAUCUCCUGUCAUGAGUUGAGAACGCAGACUGGUGGUACCCUGCAGCGUAUCAAAAUGGCUGCCGUGGAAGGUCUGCUCUUAAGCUAUAGCAAUGUUUCAGUGCGCCUUUUGCCUUCUGUUGCUUGCCCACAACUUCCCUAUGGUUUAACAUUGGGGGGGAGGGGGGCGGCUAGAUUUAUUGAACACAGUCCUGAAGUUUAGAUCAAGAGAGGAAUUUUUUAAGACUUUUUUUUUGUUGUUUUUGUCAAUCUGAUAUUGAGACAUGUACUUGGAGACGUUAAGAGAAUUUAACACUGUACAGCAAUUGAGAAGAAAAAUAAACACGUACAGCCUACGUCUGCUCUGA